GGUGCCCGGCAUAUAGUAACAACUCAAUAAACAGUAACUAUCAAGGUUUCAGCCAGUUCUCAUCUGUGCAAUUGUAUUAUUUCUGUAGAAGGAGGAACAUACAUUAACAAAAUACCUAGAGAGGUGAAAGAAAAGAAGUUAAAAGAAUAAUGACUUAAAUCUGCCAAAAUCAAGAAGAAACUACCAGUGAGGCAGUAACUGUUCGCAAAGUGCCAUGACCUACCCUCCUCAACUCCACCGAUUUUCUACCCAAUUUUCCUUUACCUUGUUCCCUCAAACUAAAGUAUUUCCCUAUGUACAUCUCAAAUCUCCAUGUUAUUUAGCCCAAGGAUACAAUGCAGUUUUAGAAAUUACAACCUUUGUUGUAUUUCCUUUCUUAUAUUUAGAACUCGCAGCAUUUGACCCAAUACCCAUUUAUUUUUUGAAAGCCCAUGUGGGAGCUAAUUGACUUUCCAGGAAGUUCUUUGCCAAUCCUCCCCCAAGAAGGUUUCUCCUGUGUUUGUAUCUGGUAGCAAUUCUACAGUUUUCAACAUUUGGAACUCUGGUAUUAUAAUUGUGCUUCAAGUAUCUACACAGAAAUGGUCUGUUUCAUCAUCCCCUGAGCUCGGCCUGUGUGUGGAUGUGACAUUCCAGUGGAAGGAAGCCAAGAGCCUAUAGAAGCGAUCCUGGGGAAAAUUUAAGCAGCUGUGGCUGUGUAAUUCAAAACCUCUGAAAAGUGUGCUGCAGUCCGUGCACAGCAUUAGUAUAACAUGAGGGCUGGAUGUAGCCCGUCCUCCGGAGGACUUCCUUGCCCGCUGCAGGAAAGAGAAGAUUGAAAGACAAACCUGGGUGCAGCCGGAAAGGUCCAAAUAGAUGAGCUUGUGGCAUCCAUCCCCUAAAUUCAGGGACUGCAUCGAACCUCAGCUGGGUCUCAUCGUUCCGAAUUGUAUUAGUUAAGAUUACCCAAGCUUGCAUUUCAAAGGAAUACUUUCAUCGUUCCCUCUGUCACCCCAAGUAAUUGGGGCCAGCUGGAUGUCAGGAUGCGCGUGGUUACGGUGGUAAUUCUGCUCUUCUUUUGUAAAGCCGCGGAGCUCCGCAAGGCCAGCCCCGGGGGCUCGAGAAGCCGAAUGAAUCAUGGCCGGGCGGGUGGGAGCAGGAGAGGCUCCAACCCCGUCAAACGCUACGCGCCAGGCCUCCCCUGCGAAGUGUACACGUAUCUUCACGAGAAGUACUUAGAUUGUCAAGAAAGAAAACUAGUGUACGUGCUGCCUGACUGGCCUCAGGAUUUGCUGCAUAUGCUGUUAGCAAGGAACAAGAUCCGCAUACUGAAGAACAAGAUGUUCUCCAAGUUUAAGAGGCUGAAAAGCCUGGAUCUGCAGCAGAAUGAGAUCUCCAAAAUUGAGAGUGAGGCUUUCUUUGGUUUAAAUAAACUUACUACUCUCCUCCUGCAGCACAACCAAAUCAAAGUCUUGACAGAGGAAGUGUUCAUUUAUACGCCUCUCCUGAGCUACCUGCGUCUCUAUGACAACCCCUGGCACUGUACUUGUGAGAUGGAAACGCUUAUUUCAAUGUUGCAGAUUCCAAGAAACCGGAAUUUGGGGAACUAUGCCAAGUGCGAAAGGCCACAAGAUCUGAAAAACAAAAAGCUGCGGCAGAUAAAAUCUGAACAGUUAUGCAAUGAAGAAGAAAGGGAACAAUUAGACCCGAAACCCCAAGUGUCAGGGAGACCCCCAGUCAUCAAGCCCGAGGUGGACUCGACUCUUUGCUACAAUUACGUGUUUCCCAUACAAACGCUGGACUGCAAACGGAAAGAGCUGAAGAAAGUUCCAAACAACAUCCCUCCAGACAUUGUUAAACUUGAUUUGUCAUACAAUAAAAUCAACCAGCUUCGACCCAAGGAGUUUGAAGAUGUUCAUGAGCUAAAAAAAUUAAACCUCAGCAGCAAUGGCAUUGAAUUCAUAGAUCCUGCUGCUUUUUUAGGACUCACACAUUUAGAAGAGUUAGAUUUAUCAAACAACAGUCUACAAAACUUUGACUAUGGCGUAUUAGAAGACUUGUAUUUUUUGAAACUCUUGUGGCUCAGAGAUAACCCUUGGAGAUGUGACUACAAUAUCCACUACCUCUACUACUGGUUAAAGCACCACUACAACGUCCACUAUAACGGCCUGGAAUGCAAGAUGCCUGAAGAAUACAAAGGGUGGUUUGUGGGAAAAUAUGUUCGCAGUUACUUUGAAGAAUGCCCCAAAGACAAAUUACCAGCCUACCCUGAGACAUUUGAUCAGGAUCCGGAAGAUGAUGAAUGGGAGAAGAUUCAUAGGGAUCACACAGCCAAGAAGCAAAGUGUAAGAAUCACUAUAGUGGGAUAACUUAGGAAUUGUUUUGGUUGCAACUGGUUUUGAAUUUGCUAUACCGGUGUCAGAAAACCAUAUGUUUACAUUUUGAUUAACUGUGUUGCCUAUUUAUGCAGGGUUAUCCAGUUACAGGAAGGUUCCCUUAAUUAUUAUUUUUAUUGUGAGAAAUUCUAGCAACCAAGGGAAUACUUCCAUCCCACUUGCCUGCCUGUUUGCAGACCGGCCUUUGGUGACGGUUCCACACUGGUAAACUGCGGGAGUUGGGUCCUAAUGAUGGCAUUGGAAUUUCAUAACAUCCUGUAUAUAUGUUUUUACUGCCUUUUGAAAAUAAAAUUUUAAAAAACUUGGUC
Lynx canadensis (Canada lynx) is the source of this 2680-nucleotide messenger RNA. RefSeq names its product leucine rich repeat containing 17 (gene LRRC17). NCBI's taxonomy places the organism in Eukaryota, Metazoa, Chordata, Mammalia, Carnivora, Felidae. The record is from RefSeq and is a predicted model, not a curated record. The coding region runs from base 1020 to 2345 and encodes 441 amino acids. Gene Ontology annotation, molecular function: protein binding. The transcript is spliced from 4 exons.